GCCACGUGCCUUGCAGUUCGAUAUUCAUUUUUUUGCCUUACGCCAGGAUUCGCAUCUAUCCAUAAUACUACUAAGGGUGCUACACGGCCGGGUACGAGCAUUCUUCGAGUUAUACAGCCUUAGCUUAUUUUAAAUCUCAACAAAAUAUUUCUAGAAACCUGCACAGGUAGAGCGUUUGAUAGAUAGGUACUUUUCCAGACACAACUUGUCAAUUAUCCACUUGCGGCUCUUCAACGACCAAAAUAGGUAAUUAUCAUGUGCUUUCGGCAGGAUUUUAGGCGGGUCUUCCCUGGGGGUUUCACGGCGCAGGUAGUGUUGAUGGCCCCCGAUUGAUUCGAUUUUGAUGUGUCAAGUACGACGGAUCACACGUCUUGGCUCACAGGGGUGACGAAUCCUAAUACAUAAAACUCUAGAGAUAUUCAACGAAAAUAGGACUGCUCUCUUGAUUUUCUCCGUACGCCGAAAAUAUGUAGGUUUCUUCAUCUACCUUUUCCCUAGUUGAACCCGACUUCUACAUCCCUCUUCUUGCAAUGGCGACGACAACGUUAGUAAACUCCUGGACUCCAACUUUGUCAGGAUGUCUCAGGACCAGCGAUUACUGGAUUUGGGAUUAUGAAGUGGACAUGGAUCAGCGAACAGUUUUAGGAGGCCCAUCGCAAAUUCAGAAUUGCCUUCCUUCUUCUUGGGGUGGUACUGUCACGUACUCGGGAACGGGGUGUCCUCCCGAGUAUACGUCUGCCUGUCAAGGCACAGACUCGGCAUCAGCGGUCACAUGCUGCCCUCGGGCAUAUGGAUUUACAUGUCAGCCCACAACAACCGGCGGACUUCAUCGGGAGAGUUUUCGCUGUAUGUCACAGCAAACCGGCACGGACACGAUACACGUUACGCGGACAGCUUUGCAAACUAAUACGAUAGCCUUUGAGACUAGAGUUGAGGCUACGUCUCUCCAUUUAUUCGCAUUAGCAAUCAUAUACACGACACCAGCCUCGACAGCGACAGAUGGUUCUUCGAUUGCAACAGGUUCUACAACUGGGACCUCCUCAACUCCCGAGACUUCGUCUGGAAAUAAUUCCGCGGCCCUUAGCCCCGGUCAAGCCGCGGGUAUCGGGGUCGGUGCCGGAGUAGGAGUCCUCCUUUUAGGAUCUAUUGUAGCAUUCAUUCUAUGGAGACGGAGCGCGCUAUUGAAACGCGCUGAGAAUACGCCGAAUGUGGCUCAAUACACGAAUUACCCCCCGCCCCCAAAGCCAAGAGAGCUACCCACAAAUAGUGAGCCAUCAGAACUGGACGCGUUCUCUGUUAGAUGAGUACAAGCUUAGUCUUUGGUAUGAUUGGAUAUGAGAGGAAAAUCUAUUAAUGAAGGAGACUUGAUGGCGCUACCUAGGCGGGCCAAUGGGAAAAAGGGGGCCACACCACAGAUACCGCCACCACAAAAUCUGAGAUCACUCAGUAACUUAUUAAUAUGCACAACUACAGCUUUCUGGCAAAUAUUGGCAAAUUUGUAUAUAAUUUAAUAGUAAAUAGAAUUUAAAGAGCGUAUAUCAGUGC
Messenger RNA from Annulohypoxylon truncatum, 1545 nucleotides. RefSeq lists its product as uncharacterized. The coding region runs from base 531 to 1304 and encodes 257 amino acids. The transcript has 5 exons. The record is from RefSeq and is a predicted model, not a curated record. NCBI's taxonomy places the organism in Eukaryota, Fungi, Ascomycota, Sordariomycetes, Xylariales, Hypoxylaceae.